AUGCCGGGCGCCAAGACGACGCUGCUCAUCGAGGGCACCUUUGAGGAGCUUACCGACGAGUUCGCACAAUACAUCGACAGCCUCAAAAAAUCCCAGGGCGACGAGGGCGCCAGCCUGCAGGCCGAGAGCGCCGAGCUGCUCAAGGAGAACAAGAAGGAUGAGGUCCUCAAGAAGCUGGUUGUCGGCAGCCAGGCGCUCAACCAGGCGCCCGAGAAGGAGUUCAUUGCCGCCUACAACCUCCUCAUCCACCUCGUCAACCAGUCGCCCAACGCGUCCAUGUUCCUGCCCAAGAUGUGCCAGAACCUGAGCGCGCCCAUUUCGUCGUCGCCCCUCAACGGCGGCGGCCUGGCCCUCUCCAUCCUCAGCACCAUCUUCAACACGACGCAGCACACCAACGAGGCCCGCUACCAAGUGCUCCUUGCCAUUCUCCGCGUCAUCCGCGCCACAUCCAACUUCGAGACGCUGCGCCCACAACUCAAGCAGCUCGACGCCUGGUUAGCCGAGUGGAAGACGCCCGACGACGACGCCCGCAAGCUGUACCUGGCCGUGAGCGACGUCGCAGCCGACGCCGGCGAGAGCGAGCAGGCGUACACAUAUCUGCUGCGCGCACUACGGACGUUUCUCUCGGAGCAGGCCUCUUCGCCCGAAGCGCGCGAGCUGUCGCUGCGCGCCCUCAAGUCGGCCCUGACCCACCCCACGCACUUUGACUUCCAAGACCUCACCGACCUCGACUCGAUCCAGGCCCUGCGCAACUCGGACCCCGUCUACUUUCAGCUGCUCGAGAUCUUCAACUCGGACCUGCUGGACGACUUCAACGACUUCAAGGACGAGCACGACGGCUGGGUCGACGAGUCUGGCCUCGAUGGCACUGCGCUGAACCGCAAGAUGCGCCUGCUGACGCUUGCCUCGAUGGCGGCCUCGGCCGGCCAGACACGGGCGCUCCCGUACGAGAAGAUUGCAAAGGGGCUGCAGGUGCCUCUGGAAGACGUCGAGAUGUGGGUCAUUGACGUGAUCCGCGCGGGUCUGGUCGAGGGCAAGCUCAGCCAGCUCAACCAGACAUUCCUCAUCCACCGCUCGACAUACCGCGUGUUCGGCGACAACCAGUGGAGAGAGGUGGCGUCAAGAUUAGACCUGUGGCGCAACAGUCUGCAGGGCGUGCUGCACGUCAUCCAGCAGGAGAAGCAGAGGUUCCUCCAGGAGAAGGAGGACGAGGCAAACAAGGCCGACCAAAAGGCCGACAUGGCGUCGCGGUUUGGCGGCCGGGGCGGCCAGAGGAAGCAGCAGAGGGCUAUUGACGAGGAUAUGGAUUAA
This is a messenger RNA of Exserohilum turcica Et28A, 1311 nucleotides long. RefSeq lists its product as uncharacterized. Gene Ontology annotation, molecular function: translation initiation factor activity. The record is from RefSeq and is a predicted model, not a curated record. Gene Ontology annotation, cellular component: eukaryotic translation initiation factor 3 complex; cytoplasm. Bases 1 to 1311 code for a protein of 436 amino acids. NCBI's taxonomy places the organism in Eukaryota, Fungi, Ascomycota, Dothideomycetes, Pleosporales, Pleosporaceae. Gene Ontology annotation, biological process: cytoplasmic translational initiation. The transcript has 2 exons.